AUGAAUGAAAUUCGUCAAUUAUGUACAACAUCUUCAUCACCCGGCAAACAUCUAGAUGAAAUUCUUGCUCUUUUUCAAGCAUGUCCACCUCAACAUCGGCUACCAUCAUUAUCACUUAUUGGUCAAUCAAUAUCAUGUAUGUCAAUUGAACAAUUAGAUAUAAAUAUAAUAAACCAUCCAUUAUUUCUUGUUAUACGACAUUCAUCGGAACGUUUACUUCAAUCAUGGUUAAAUAAUACAACAUUAAAUGGUCAUGAAUAUCGAGCUAUAUUUUAUAUAUAUCAAUUAUUUAAACUUGUAUCAGAAUGGUUAAUCGAACAAGAUCAUAUGGCUUUAGACAAUAAAAAUAAAGAAUUAAUAAAACGUAUUAUUAAAAAUUUAUUUCUUGAAGAAAAUUUUAUUAAUACAUUAUGUCGAGUCAUUAAUCAAUUGAUUAAUAAUGAAAAUGAUGAGCAACAUAGUUUAAUAGCAAGUCAUUCAUCUGAUAAUGACAAUCAUGUCUCACCAGAUGAUAUACAAUUUCAAACGCAUAUAUCAGAUAUUCAAGCUGAACAAGCUGACAUUGUAGAUGUAUUAUUUCGUUGUGUAAACACAUUACUUACUCUUUAUAGUCAUCCAAUACUAUUAAAUAGUUCUUUAGUUGAUCAAAAUUUAACAUCAUGUAUAAUAAAUUGUCUUAAUACACCAUUAUUUAUUCAACUUUCAACAGAAUUUUUACGACAAAAUAUAACAUAUGAUCAAAUCAAUAUACGUUCCGUAUUUCUUUUAUUUACAUGUCUUGAUUAUUGUAUAUCAUCAGCAGUAACACAAUCAACAUUACAAUUACUACCAUCAAUAAAUCAAAUAUUUCAUAUUUGGUCAGGGAUUUCACAUAAUUUCGAUGAUGAUAUAUCACCAUUAAUUAUUCGUCUUAUUCGUUUCAUUAAUCAAUUAGCAUUUAUAGAUAAAGAUGCAAUUAUACGAGCAAAUCUUUGUUCUUAUCUUAUACCAUAUUUUGAUAUUUUAUGUCAAACAUCAAAUUUAAUUGAUGAUAUAUCAUCAUUACUUGUCACACUUUGUUCAACAACAGUAGGUAAAAAACAUUUACGUCAUUUAGGUUUUGUUCCACAUAUAUUAUAUGGAACAAAACGUUAUGCACAAUUAUGGCGUCCAUUAACAUUUUUAAUAACUCAACAAGAUUUAUAUGAAACAUCGCUUUUAAAACGUCUAAUACAUUUAUUAACACAACGAACAAUAAAUAUAUUUCAAUCAUUAACAACAGCAUCGAAUGAUACAUCAUUUGAUUCAGCAUUACCAUCAUCAAAAAAUCAUGUUACUGAAAUCGCUAUUGAUUGGUUUAUUUUAUUACGUACAAAUUUUCUAACAUUUUUACUUAUUACCGAUGGAUUAAUAAAUUCAACAAAAAAAGGAAACUUUAUUAAUAUGUUAAUUGAUACAAUUUUAUUCGUACAACAAGAUGAUGAUAUUCAUCCAAAACUUAUCGAUGUUAUGAUUGAAUUUCUAUGGACAUUCUCUUUUAAUACAUCAACAAAUAUUCAUGAUAGUUUACAAAAACGUAUUGAUUUAUGUCAAUGGUUAAAAAUGAAUACUUCGGAAUCAAUUCCAAGUAUACGUCUUACAUCACAAGGACUUCUUUCAACUUUAGAUUUAAAUACGAAAACUCUAAAUCGUUCAACAGUCAAUCGUCAUUCAUCAAUACCAACAAAUAAUCUUAUUUGUUUGAUUAAUGCUGAUGAAUCACAUCGUGAUUUAUGUAUGACACUUCGUGAUCGUCUUCAAAUCGAACAACAAUAUUCUGUUGAACUUAUUCUAACUUCAACAUGUCAAUCAAUUGAUUCAUUAAUUCAUCUUAUUAAUCGUUCAUCACUUGGCCUUUUUUGUGCAAGUAUACAAAUGAAAAGUGAUAAUUUAUCACAUUUUAUUCAUUAUUAUAUGUCACAUCAAUCUCAAAAAAUUCCAAUGUUAACAAUUCUUACUGAACAAGAUUGUGAAAUCAAUGGUAAUUGGCUUGAAAAUAUUCCAGUUGUUGAUAAACAAUCAAUACUUAAACAAAUUCGACGUUAUUUAAAUCAAAAUGAUGAUAAUCAACUACUACAACAACAACAGACAAAUAAUAGUCAUAUACAACAUAGUAUAAAUUCUGAUGAAAUACAUAAUCAAUCAAAAAAUUAUAUGCAACGUCCUGUUUCAUAUUGGUCAGCAGAUGAUGUAACUCAAUGGUGCGAAGCAGCACAAGGUAAUUUUGAAACAUUACGACCAUUAGUUAAACGUUUAAAUGGUCCAGCACUUGUACAUCUUGCUGAAAUCUUAUCAAUUGAACCAGCAUCAAUGUAUCAUAGUUUAAAUAGUGAACUUAUACAACGAACUGGUUCAAAUGUUCCACUAACAGAAUAUGUUUCAUUACGAAGUGAAUUACAACGAUUACUUAUACAAAAACAAAAUGAAUGUCUUACAACAAAUGCUAGUAUGAAUAAUAAACCAAAGAAGAAAAAAUGGAGACACAGUCGUUUUUGUACUUUAAUUUAA
Molecule: messenger RNA, 2526 nt
Organism: Adineta steineri
Lineage: Eukaryota; Metazoa; Rotifera; Eurotatoria; Adinetida; Adinetidae
Source: the annotation of a GenBank genome assembly